GCCAGAUGACUCGGUGCCCGCUGUCUUGCCAGUUGACUCGGAGCCCGCAGUCUUGCCAGACGACUCGAUGCCCGCUGUUCCGCCAGUUGACUCGGUGCCCGCAGUCUUGCCAGACGACUCGGUGCCCGCAGUCUUGCCAGACGACUCGGUGCCCGCAGUCUUGCCAGUUGACUCGGUGCCCGCAGUCUUGCCAGAUGACUCGGUGCCUGCAGUCUUGCCAGACGACUCGGUGCCCGCAAUCUUGCCAGUUGACUCGGUGCCCGCAGUCUUGCCAGAUGACUCGGUGCCCGCAGUCUUGCCAGACGACUCGGUGCCCACAGUCUUGCCAGACGACUCGAUGCCUGCAGUCUUGCCAG
Messenger RNA from Staurois parvus, 356 nucleotides. The record is from the annotation of a GenBank genome assembly. NCBI's taxonomy places the organism in Eukaryota, Metazoa, Chordata, Amphibia, Anura, Ranidae.